Messenger RNA from Menidia menidia (Atlantic silverside), 2090 nucleotides. The record is from the annotation of a GenBank genome assembly. NCBI's taxonomy places the organism in Eukaryota, Metazoa, Chordata, Actinopteri, Atheriniformes, Atherinopsidae.
UCUUCUUACAGAAUACAUGAAGAUCAUUGCUAUUUUCUACUACCCGCUCCUGUACUAUCCCCUGCUGGUGUGCGGCACCCUGCAGCUCAAAGCGGGCUACGUGUUCGGGACCCUGCUGUCCUUCACCCACUUUGGGGUCCUGGUGUGGCAGAAGUUCGACUGUCCCAAGACUCCCGAGAUCUAUAAGUACUACGCGCUGCUAGCCAGCCUGCCCCAGCUAGCCUGCCUGGCCUACCUCUGCGUGCAGUUUCCCGUGCUCUUCAUCAAAGGGCCGAAGGCCGACGAGGACCUUGACAGCAGCUACUACAACAACUAUGUGAAAUCUCUUCUUAAAAGAAAGUCCUUGUCCACCAGUUCGGAUUUAGAAAAGCCAUCUCUGGCAAAGAGGAUCCUGGAGGUGGCCAAAGGUUACAUCUACACACCCGAAAAAGUGUUCCGUUUUCCGCUCAAACUGGCAGUGUCGUCCUUCAUCACGGGCGUGGCCAUCUAUCAGGCCGCCCUGCUGCUGGUGGUCCUGGUGGUGCCCACCCUGCACAUCGUCCGGGCCGGUAUCGACGAGAACAUCGCCUUCCUGCUGCUGGGCUUCGGCAUCGUGCUGUCAGACGACCGCAUGGAGGUGGUCCGCAUCGUGACCUUCUACACCUGGCUGCUGGAAGUGUGCUACCUCUGUGCCAUGACCCUGUCCUGUCUGGUCAGUAUUUUCAUGCUCAUGAGGUCCAUGGUUCUGCACAGGUCGAACCUGAGGGGACUGUACAAGGGCGACGUUUACAGCAUCUAUAAGAGCCAGAAGACCAUCCGGCCCUCUAAAGUCGGGGUGGUCUGCUGGAUGGGGCUCACGGGGUACCAGGCUGCCAUCGUCUGCCUCGGAAUGGCCAUCCAGACGCUGGUGUUCUUCAUCUGCUUCCUGUUCCUGGUGUUUCUCAUCAUCAUCCCCGUGUUUCACGGCCGGAACAUCGUCGUGUUUGAGGUUGCAGGAAAGGCCUGGCCUGUGUGGGUCACCCUCCUGCUGGUGACCGCCCUCCAGCACCUGACCGCAAAGUUUCUGUUCAUAAAGAACGAGGCCGGGACCAGAGAUUUAAAGAACAGGGAGAGUCUGUUCCUGCUGACCUACCUGCUGUUCGUGGUCAACAUUGUGGUGGGGCUGGUGGUGGCCAUAUGGAGGAUGGUGAUAACCGCCUUGUUCAACAUCAUCCACCUGGGCCGUGUGGACAUCAGCCUCCUGCACCGCACGGCGGAGUUCUACGACCCGGCCUACAGCUACUACGCCAGCUUCCUGAAGGUGGAGGUCAGCCAGUCGCACCCGGUGCUGAAGGCCUUCUGCGGGCUGCUGCUGGACGCCAUGGUGGAGGGCGGAAGAGCCGGGCAGAAAAUACGAGAUGCGGAGGAAGGGAUUCAGGAGAACCGGCCCGGCAAGGCGACCAGCAGCCGGAGGAUCUGCGCCCGCUGGCAGCUGCUCUACACGCUGGUGAAGAACCCCUCCCUGCUGGGCUCCAGGAAGCACUUCCAGACCCUGCAGAGCUCGGGAAGCGUCCUGAACGGCACCCCCAACCGCACCACCAAGAAGGGCAGCGUGAGGGAGGCCGGGGAGCCGGCGGCCGAGCCGGUCCAGGCCCCAGAAACCCCAGCAGGCCAAGAAAAAACCGAAUGAAAGCCCUCUUCUACACCCUGAACAAACAAGCAGAGUGUUCGAUGUGUGUUCUGCCACAUGCUGCUUUGAUUUAGAAACUCUUUUAGCUGAAAACCUCAUUUAACCUUGUGAGUCUAUCACUCAAAUGUCCAUUUCUGCUGUAUUUGCUUAUUUUCACCUUUCAAGGCGCUUCAUAUACGCUGAUACUCCAAGUGAAAACGCACAGAGUGAGCUCUGAAUGAAGAAUGAAUAAGAACAAACUUGUACUGGACUCGGUGACAAAAAAAUCAGGCUUCCAAGCUGGAAAUGUGGACUUUUCUAUGUGUUAAACAGCAAUGGGGGAAUUAGCGGGAUGCUGCGUUUGAGGACCAAAAGCUCCCCAUGAACAAGACAGAGGUGUGUUACACAGGAAAAACUAUGUAAAUGUGUGUGCUAUUAUUUCUGUGCAUGGCUUAAAUGGUUU